Messenger RNA from Oryza sativa Japonica Group (Japanese rice), 1923 nucleotides. NCBI's taxonomy places the organism in Eukaryota, Viridiplantae, Streptophyta, Magnoliopsida, Poales, Poaceae. The record is from RefSeq and is a predicted model, not a curated record.
AGAGGAUAAGCGAAUCCUUAGCAUCAAUUUGCGUUCUGUGCAGUUGUUGUGAUCGGACUGAUGGAUAAGUUGGUAUCGAGAUCAUUGUAUAUUUGCUGGAUCCAGAUUAGGGUGUAUAUGUAGUUUGGGAGGUAGGAGAAUGCUUGAUACAUGCACACUGCACUGGUCGAACCAUCAAUUACGACUAUUAAUAAAUGCUAGUUCAUGGAGAGAGCUUGCUUACUGUGACAUAUAGAAAGUAAUGCAUUAUGUUGUUAUUGUAUAAAUGGUGAGCAAAGUGUAUGCCAAACUCAACAUUUUGUUGAUGAAGCGAAUGCGUGAUGGAGUUAAGGUUAAGUGGACUGGUUGCGCUAUGGUUCAGUUUCAUGUUAGGGGAAACUUAAUUUCUUGCGAGGUAGCAUGAUCUGUAAUGUUUAGGGAACUUAUAUCAAGUGUAUCCUUGCAGCUGGAAAAGAGGACUUGCCUUUGCCUUAUUUGUUGUUUCUACAAGGCGGACCUGGAUUUGAAAGUCCCCGUCCCACAGAAGCAAGUGGAUGGAUGAAGAAAGCAUGUGAAGAAUACCGUGUUGUGUUGCUAGAUCAGCGAGGAACAGGACUGUCAACACCGUUGACAACAUCAUCUCUUUCCCAAAUAACAUCUGCAGCAGAACAGGUGGAGUAUUUGAAGCAUUUCAGGGCAGAUAGCAUAGUUAAAGAUGCGGAAUUUAUUCGCCUGCAUCUUGUUCCAGAUGCCAAGCCUUGGACGGUUUUAGGACAAAGUUAUGGUGGAUUUUGUGCUGUUACCUAUUUGAGUUUUGCUCCAGAAGGCCUGAAAUCUGUUCUUUUGACUGGGGGGCUUCCACCUCUAGGGAGUGCCUGUACUGCAGAUACUGUGUACAGGGCCUGCUUUAAACAAGUUCAGCAGCAAAAUGAGAAGUACUAUGCGAGAUAUCCUCAAGAUAUACAAGUCAUUCAUGAGCUUGUAAGAUAUUUAAAUGAAUCUGAAGGUGGAGGAGUUUCUCUUCCAUCAGGUGGCAGGUUAACUCCUAAGAUGUUGCAGUGCCUUGGAUUAUCUGGUUUGGGCUCCGGUGGAGGAUUUGAAAGGCUGCAUUAUCUGUUUGAGAGGGUGUGGGACCCUAUAUUAGUCCCUGGCGCAAAAAAGACUAUAAGUUAUUACUUCCUGAAAGAGUUUGAGAGGUGGUUAGGUUUUGAUCAAAAUCCUCUUUAUGCUCUCUUGCAUGAGUCUAUCUAUUGUCAGGGUUCUCCAUCAAAAUGGUCGGCUCACAAGAUUGGCAGUGAGUGUGAAAGUUUGUUUGAUCCUAUCAAGGCUAUAAAAGAAGGCAGACCUGUUUAUUUUACUGGAGAGAUGGUAUUUCCAUGUAUUUUUGAUGAGAUUCACGCCUUACGACCCCUGAAGGAGACUGCCCAUAUGUUAGCGCACAAAGAGGACUGGCCCCCACUGUAUGAUGUCAACGUGCUGAACAACAAUAAGGUCCCGGUGGCUGCCGCCGUCUACUACGAGGACAUGUACGUCAACUUCAACAUCGCCAAGGAGACGGCCUCCCAGAUCGCGGGCAUCCGGCUCUGGAUUACCAACGAGUACAUGCACUCGGGCAUCCGCGACGGCGGCUCGCACGUCUUCGACCACUUGAUGGGUCUUCUCAACGGCAAGAAGCCUCUGUUUUAGCUCAUUUCUUAGCUGCCUUUUUGGAGUAUCGAGUAAAGCUGUUCGGACAUUGGUAGUACAAGUCUCCAUUGCUUCCAGUAAUAACAAAACUGGGAUUUUUUUUUCUCCAAAAAACAACAAAACUGGCGUUCUUCCAGUAGAAAUAAUAAUAAAAUUAACGUGUUAAAUUGUGGUUUCCUUUGACUAUGCUGUGACGCCGCGAGACACUCAUGUAAGUGUAACCAUUCAAUAAUAAAAUGAAGCAUUCCUGUUAUUGUA